CGAAGACACGUAGCCUACUGUACUACUUCCUCAUACUUUCUCAAACACUCGCAAGAGACAUUAUCACCUGCGCACAGGUAAAAACCCUUUGUCAAUUUAAGGAUAAUCAGGCGCCGCACUGUUGCUGGAUAUUCUGCACGUUUACAGUAUUUCAGUGCAGUAGAAUGAGUUUUAUCACUGGUUGGAAACGCAGCGUGAAGAAAAAUGGCAGCAAAGGGUGAGUAGCAAAAUCCACCGACCUAUACAGUAGGCUAUUUGCAGUAGCCUAGACAACGUUUUUUCCGAAGAAACCCAGCAAUAUUUGUAUUUACAAUCUACAGUAGUCUAAGCAUGUUCUAUUUGUGGUCACAACAGUAGCUAUGUUUCUAUUAACUCGUCCAUUGAUUUUGUUAGUCGACAUUUAGAAAGUUUGCAUAGAAAACCGAUGCAACAAUUGCCUGCUAGGGUGCGUUCCCAUUUUAAUUAUCUUGUGUCGAUUAAAAACGUCUGGACGUAAUGAUGUCACACCUAAAUCUACAGUGUCGAAUAAAAAUGAAUUGGUUGAAGUGUUUCAAUUACCAAUUUAGGCAAAUCGCGCAUUAAUAAAUUGGCGACAGCCUGUAUGCCCUCCCAUCUAUCUGUGUCAUGUCUCAGGUAGCCCGCGAAAGCCAGCAUUUUACUAAUAUUUGCCAUAUUCAAAUAAUUAUCAUGUACCAACGUAUCGCCAUGGUCCGUGCCAUGGUGAAACGUGCACACCUGUAGAUCUGAAAUAAUUGGAUGGUGAAAUUUGCCAGCAAACCAGAAAAGCAUUUUUUUUUUGAUUUGAUAAACAUUGAGUGGUUGUGUAACAGUUAUGAUUAUGAUACACGAUACACAAUUUUUUUAUUUGACAGAAAUUGGAAUGUUAUUGCCAGAUGUUAUAUUAGCAUUAAGAUGGAGACAGCAUGUAGUGAGAAAUGUAAUAGAUUUCAUUUUCUGCUAAGUAAAUAAGAAAAUGAAGCCACUUUAGAUGACUUUUUCCACCUAUCAAAUCAGUUGAAUUUAAUUUAUUUUCAAACUCAAAAAUCUAGGAAUAGCUUCUCUAAAGUAUAAUCUAGGAUACGUUGCUAUAAAGUAUAAUCUAGGGAAAGCACAUUUGUAAUCACUGUACCACCAUGUUGCUCUUUAACAUGACAUGCCAUCACCAGUGGUAACAUCUGGAGAUAAAUGUUCAGUCAAGGAAGUCCAAUUAAGAUGGGGUAAAAUUAGACUAACUAUAAAGGAAAACUUUUGUAAUAACAUGUUAACACAUAUGUAUUGGCAGUUACCGAAUGCAUACUACUGUUUAUUUCAAAAAUACAAAAGGGAAGAACUAAACUGCCCAGAACUGCAUAGUAACAUAGGCAACCUACUAACUAGCUUGUUACAAAGUAAUUACACACAUUGUUCUACUGAUAGUUAUUCUGGAGUAAGGCCUAUGGAAAAGAAAGCAACAGCUACCAAUCCCUCUCAAGUGACUUGCUUUGAUAAGGAAAAAGACGCUGAAACCAAUUAACUGAAAUAUAAAUAGAAAGUAAACUAUAAUGGUAAAUGGCAGCAAAGAAUAACAUCUACAAUAGAGGCCUUAGAUUAGCAUUGGCGAUCUCUGCACUGGUAAAUGAGACACAUCCCUAGUACUUACUGUUCUGUCUGUUAUACUGUGACCCUAGGGACGCCCUGCAGGCGAAAGAAAUCUCAGCCGACCCCAAUGGCUCCCCAACACUGUAAGUUUACAUGAAAAACAUGAACAGUUUCUGUGAAAUCUAUAUUUCUCCUCAUUAUGCCAAGGCAUUGAAUGGGAUUUGAUUCAUAUAAACAUUUAUAACAGCAUGGUUUGCUUCUAGGUUGUCCGUCAUAAACAGUCCAGAACUUGACCCCAUCCUCACAGAUUUCAAGUAAGUUUUCCCAAAUGUAUUUCUUAGAAACAAUGAUCUUUCAACUUCGGUACCCUAGGCAUGUUUGACAACAGAGUAACUGAAUUCCAUUUGUACUUUGUCUCUUUUUAUGAUACAUAUUCCAUUUUGGUAAAUCUGCCCCUGCACUGAAAAUAUUUUUCAGUGUCAGGAUUUCUAUGGGUUACAAUAUUAUGUUACUCACACAAUAGUACCUAUUCAAAUAGUUUCCAUACUUUGUGCUCACCUUUUUUUCUAAAUGGCCUCAAUUUUGCCCCCCUGUUUCAGGUUACAGUUACCAGACAACAAAGAUGCACUCAACUCUACAGAACCAUCAAACACGUAAGUCUCAGAGUCAAUGGCUGAGUGAUAUACAGGAUUGAGUAGUUUGUGGAAAGGGUAUUGACAGUUCACGGUCAGUGGGAAGGCAGUGACAUCACUCCUUCCUGCUGGCAGUAAUCUCAGCUCCGGUCCAGGCAGGGAUUGACCAAGAGGAAGACCAGCCUAUCUUCUCAUCCAUAGAGAUAUCAUUUGAUUUAAAUGCCUCUCACCAAUGCCUCUCACAUGUGGGAAGAAGGCUGUUGUUGUUACCACACCGUUUUAUUGACAUCACAUGAUUGGAGGUGGAGCUGUCCCUGAAAUAAAAUGCUUUCCCAUGAUCAUGUAUAACAGAAAGCAAUUCCGGGCUCCCGCAGUGCUAGAGGCGUCACUACAGAUCCUGGUUCGAUCUCGGGCUGUAUCACAACCGGCCGUGAUCGGGAGUCCCAUAGGGCGGCGCACAAUUGGCCCAGCGUUGUCCGGGUUAGGGGAGGGUUUGGCCGGAGGGGCUUUACUUGGCUUAUCGUGCUCUAGCAACUCCUUGUGGCGGGUUGGGCGCCUGCAGGCUGACCUCGGUCGUCAGGUGAACAGUGUUUCUUCCGACACAUUGGUGCUUCUGGGUUAAGUGGGUGGGUGUUGUUUGGCGGGCCAUGUUUCGGAGGACGCAUGACUCGACCUUCGCCUCCCAAGCCCAUUGUUGCAGCGAUGGAACAAGAAAAGGGGGUAUUUUUUUUUAACUAAAGAAAGAAAGAAAGCAAUUCCACUGAAGCAAAAAGAGCAGGAGCCAAAUAAAAUGUUGGGACUAAAUUGAACCCCUAGUUGCUUUCCUAGUGCUCAUAUAUUUAAAAACUUAAACUGAUUCAGCUUAACAGAUGUCAGUGAGAAAGCUAAUAGAACAGUGUGUGUGUGUGUGUGUGUGUGUGCACGUGCGUACGUGCGUGCGUGCGUGAGCUGACCUCUUUGCUUGUGUCUUGAGAUUUACAGAUGUACCAUGUUGCAGAUCACUUCUCCUCUAUGACCUAAUUUAGACAGCUGUCUGAGAGCUCAUUCUGAUAAGUGGCUGGCUCGUUCCAUGGGUCAUUCACUUUCAGAGCGAUUGGCUGUAGUGCAAUUGCUGGGUCUCAGUGGUACUCAUCUCUCCUACACACUACACAGCAUCCUACUGGCUCUGUCCUACUGGCUCUAUCCUACUGGCUCUGUCCUACUGGCUCUGUCCUACUGGCUCUGUUAUAGGGGGCAGUGUGUCUGUGCUGCUGCAGCAGUCAGCCUGAGUCCCUACAGUAAAGGCUUCCUUCUUCGCAGGACUCUUCCUCUCACCGGCAUGAGGUCACUGUACAUCUCUGUACAGAAUCUUACUGAGGGAUUUUGAAAUCUUCUAUUCAAUAUUUUCAGAGAUCUGAAUUAGUACAGUUCAUUUUUGUUCAGCGUCCGAGUGCAGUAGCCUGUCCUCUUCGGUUGUCCUGUGCGGCUAGGCCAGCCCUGCCACUGCCUCAGCCAAUCAGUGAGGCGACUGCAGUGUGUAGCGUGAGUGGGAUGAUGGGAAGAGGUGGGAUAGGAGAAGCAUUUAGGGACUGUGUGUGUGAGAGCGUUUAGGGACUGUGUGUGUGAGAGCGUUUAGGGACUGUGUGUGUGAGAGCGUUUAGGGACUGUGUGUGUGAGAGCGUUUAGGGACUGUGUGUGUGAGAGCGAUAGAGUGUGUAUGCAUGUGUGUUUGGAGGCGUAUAGUUGGGGGGUGGAAGAUGUUUAGUUUCCCUACGUGUGAUAGUCAUCCCAAUCUUAUUAAGGGCUGCGUUCUUCCUCCCCUCCCCUCUCCUGCCUGCUGCUGUUGCCAGAGGGAGAGACCGUCGGGCUGCGCUGCUGAAAAGGCCUGAGCCAGAUAGUCAAUUCUCUUCUGCGUUUGCUGUCUUUACUUCCCUCUAGUACUCUGUCUGCCAGAUGAAAAUGUCAGGAGAAGCAGAAACUCUACCAAACGGGUAAGAGUUAUGUAGAUACUGCUGCGUGGUGAAGUGAUAGGUACUGACAAUGUGUUGAAGUAAACAGAGAGAUGCUGAGUUUGUGGUUUUGUGUGUGUGUGUGUCUUUGAAUGUGAUAUACUGUCACAAUUAAUCAUUUCUGAUUUUGACUAUGAUUGAGAUAAGGGAGGAUUCUUUAAUUGAGCCGUAUCUGGUAAAACUUGACAGGUUUUUUAAAGAUCCACCUCAUCUCUUUUGUCUGAUGAUUUCAUUGUGUUUAGGAGCAGCUUGUUUUACUGCAGUAUUGCUUUGUUUGCCUUUAUUUUACUCAGUGUACAGUACUUUAAUUCAAUGGAAAAUAACACUGGUGAAAGCAAUCAGGAGGAAUGCAGAUAAAGCAAUGUUUUGUCACUCUGUCUUUGUUUGUGUGUUUGUGUUCACCUGAGUGUGUGUGUGUGUGUGUGUGUGUGUGUGUGUGUGUUUGAGCGUCUCUCAGAGUAGUGAUCUCUAUUAUGCAAGUUGCCCUCCAGAGAAAUCAUCAUCGCAGAGUUGCUGACUUCAAUUAAUUAAUUAUCUGGAUGUAUACUAUGCACAACCUUUCAGGAAACAAUAGCCUCCAUUGUGUGUACAUUAUCAUGCCAUUUCUCAGACCCACCUACAGCAUGCCUCUAUUGAGUUUAUGGUUAACAGUCUUUAUAAGUGUGCUAUGUUCAUUCAAAUGGCCAGAGUAGCCAAUACGCCAUUGUUAAACUACAUUGUCCUGCUUUAGCACUAUCUCUUGAACAAGUCUUCUCGAGUUGUCCAAUUUCCAUCUGUACUCUCUGCUGGACAAGUUUGCUAUCUUUGGUCUGAUAAACAACAUAACUAGCUCUCCAACAUAACAGCCAAGUCACUUGACAUUUUUGAUGUGCGUCAGCAGGUUUUCUUUAUUCAAUAAGAAAUAUCACACUAAAGGUGGUGUGCUGAUUGUAGCAACUGAUUUGAAACUGGGCCUUAUGGACCAUUUAGAUGGAAAUACAGAAGCUACUAGAAUGAUUCCAUCUUUAUUUAUCUUAAUACUGCAUUACUUUUCAGGUAUUGCUUAUACACUUCAUUAUAACUAAGUGAAUUGAAUACGUUCAUGACUGUUCCUGCUCACCAACUGUGCAGGAAGUUACAGGCUGGUGCUGGUCAUAGAUUGGAUGGAUGGCAUGGUCAUCCCCAUGUCAUUAGCCUGUGAAUGAGUGGAAAUACAGGCUUGUUGUUCCAUAUGAUCCCUAAUGGACUCAUUACAGUUUGAGCGAUUUCAACCAUGGUCUAGCACAGGGAUGGGCAACUGGCGGCCCUCCCUUUUUUAGGCCCGUGAAUCAAUUUAGGAAAUAUAGAAACUCAGUCACGGGAACAGCAGUUUUUCUCUUGUUAUGUCAGUCACUGACAGUCAAUCAAUUAGCCCAUGUCAGCAUUGUUUUUGUAGUAAUCUAAACUUGUAGUAAUCAUGGUCGAAUUACAGACCGGGGGGCCCCCAUUGAUUUAGUUAGUCACGCUCACUCAGAUAUCAUAUUAAAAACUGUAAACAUUUCUCUCCAUCCUAUGGCAAAAUGUGUAGAAUUGCAGUAAAUGAGCUGUAAAACGGCUAAUCUUUCUCUCCGUCUCAUGACAAAAUGAGUAGAAUUGCAUGAAGUUAGUUAUAAAAUUGCAAAAUCUUCUCUCCGCCGAUGGCAAAAUAUGUAGAACUACAGCAAACUUGCUGUAAAACAGCAACAUUUUCUCUACUCCCCAUGGCGAAAUGUACAGAAUUGCAGGAAAUUUACUCUAAAACAAAAAAAAUGUCUCCACUGUCAAGAGCAGGGCCGCUAAAAUGUUUGGCAUGCAAGGUGGGGCCCCAUUUUGGCCCCCAAAAGGCUAAGGCCGGCUCUGACUGCAUGUGUGGGUAUGGAUGUGGGUACACAGACCCUCGAGUCACUUCGGCCCCUCAUGAUGAAUUCAGAUUUUUUGUGGGCCCCACCCCAUCAAAGUUGCCCUGGUCUAGCAUAAAGAAGUCCUCUGUAUCACUGAUCUGCAGGAAUGUAAAAGGAUGUCAGUUAGCCAUCCUCAUAGUAGAGAUUCUCCUCAGUUGUGUAGGCCAGACUCCAUUGUUUGGUUCAAUACAUUGUGUAUGAAAAAAGUAUGAAAAUGUAUGCACUCACUAACUGUAAGUCGCUCUGGAUAAGAGCGUCUGCUAAAUGACUAAAAUGUUUUAAAAAAUGGUGUCCAUGAGCCCAAUUUGCUGAGAAGACAUUAUGUCAACUUUGGGACUGUUAAGCUUGGGGUGUUUUAGGUAUGGUACAGUUUGGCAAAUAGUGUGACGAACCACCACUUUGUUGUGAACUUCAGAGCCCUCAGCCAAAUUGUUGCUGUGUCUUUUUGGGUAUAACUUCGGACAGUUUUCUUGUAACCUUUUUAUGAAAUGUUACUGAGGGCACACAGUAGCUUCAGAGGUACCUACUGUACCAGUAAAUAUCUGUUGUACACAAACAUCAAAAAUGUUAAUCAAUGAAAGUGCAUAGUGCUCUAUUGUUUGGUGCUCUAUUGUUUUUAAUGGAGAGGAGCCUUGACAUCACCAACAGAGAUUUGUUUGUUUGGGAUGAAGAUUCUAGCUUUAUAUGAAAAGAUGUGGUGAACCCCAACUUAUUUGGAUUAAAUCACCCAUUUGAAAGACCCAUAAUUUGAUGCCGAGCGAAUGAGAAAGCUGCUCACUGAAGAAACUGAAAAUAAUCCAAUAAUCUUGUCAGAUAAGAAAAAUUUAGCUUUAGGCUGAUAGCAGUAAAAUAACACACACACUAGUAGAUAGAACAGCAGUGAAAACCAUGUACACUGAACAAAAAUAUAAACGCAACAUGCAACAAUUUCAAAGAUUUUACUGAGUUACAGUUCAUAUAAGGAAAUCAGUCAAUUGAGAUAAAUAAAUUAGGCCCUAAUCUAUGGAUUUCAGAUGACUGGGAAUACAGAUAUGCAUCUGUUGGUCACAGAUACCUUAAAAAAAAAAAAAGUAUGGGCGUGGAUCAGAAAACCAGUCAGUAUCUGGUGUGACCACCAUUUGCCUCAUGCAGCGUGACCUCUCCUUCACAUAAAGCUGAUCAGGCUGUGGUACACGUCGAUCCAGAGCAUCCAAAACAUGUUCAAUGGUGACAUGUCUGGCAACAGCUCUGGUGGACCUUCCUGCAGUUAGCAUGCCAAUUGCACACUCCCUCAAAACUUGAGACAUCUGUGGCAUUGUGUUGUUAGACAAAAUUGAACAUUUUAGAAUAGCCAUUAUUGUCCCCAGCACAAGGUGCACCUGUGUAAUGAUCAUGCUGUUUAAUCAGCUUCUUGAUAUGCCACACCUGUCAGGUGGAUGGAUUAUCUUGACAAUGGAUAAAUGGUCACUAACAGGGAUGUAAACAAAUUUGUGCACAACAUUUGAGAGAAAAAAGCUUUUUGUGCAUAUGGAACAUUUCUGGGAUCUUUUAUUUCAGCUCAUGAAACAUGGGACCAACACUUUACAUGUUGCAUUUAUAUUUUUGUUCAGUAUAAAAGCCUGCUCAGAUUGGGUGGGAAAGUGGGACAAUAUCAUGACCUGCGCUCUUCACAGAACGUUUGGAGGUUGUCCGUGUUCCUCUUGCCCCCCAAUAAAUACAGAACAGGGGCACUUCAGCAGAGCUGCCUGGGAGAGAAAAUAAGUGACGUGGCUCUUUUUAAAGAUAUCUGUUAAUGUAGAUAGCCAGUGAAGUGCUCCUUUGUAGUUAAAGCUGUGUCAUGCUACUUUACAGACUGCUACUCUACAUAGAACUCAGACAUUUCACCUAGUUGACAUGAAAAAACAAAUAGGUUUUGUCCUGGGGUUCAUUCAUAAAAUAAUAGAAUACAUUUAGGUCCACUGGGAAGUUGGCAGUAAUCAGCUUCUUUCAUUCAACAAUGUAAACCUAAUUUAUCAGAGGUAAAUUAUUUACUUUUCUGAGGGGAUGUCAAGAAUAUAAUGUGUUAUUCUAACAUUUAGGUCCUGCACUGGGAACCAAUGGGUAGGUACUUAAUUGACCAACCCUUCAUCUCUCUCUUUCCCCUUUCCCCCUUUUCUGUAUCUCAGGUCCCUGAAGUCGGACCUGUCUUUGGCCCUGGAGGACUGCAUGGCAGCAAUGGACCUGUUCCUGAGGAAUGACUUUGAGGAGGCCCUGUCCAGGCUUCGCUGCAGGUGAGAGACUUGUGCCCUGGUCAUGUGUGUCCACACAGCUGGCUGGUGGAAAUACACAAUGUGAGUGGUGCUACAGUGUACACUCUGGGCUAGUUUAAUAAACACCACCACCUCUCCUGUUUGACACCCCUUCAGCAUUGUGUUCAAACACACCAUCAUCAGGUUUCUUACAUUUCCCCUGUGAAUUUUCCCCUCCAUUAUCAUAACCUUCUCAACAUUCAAUCUUUUCUCUUCUUUGGCCACUCCCGAGUCCCAGUUUCUCUCCAGCCCUCCCUAGUGUGUUUUCCAUUUCUCAUCCCUUCACUGUUUCACAACUCAAUGGAUGCCCUUUAUCCCUUUCAGUUCCCAUGCUGAUAUCCUGUCUUAGUUCUGAAUACAUGGUAGCCUAGUCUACGUAUACAAUUAAGGAAAUAUUUACCCCAGAGGAUAAUCUCUCCAAACCUCUGGCUCUUACCACCCAAGGCUUGGCAUAUUCUGUCAGCUGUCACCCUGGGGCGAGACAAGGGGAGUGAUGGUAGACUGAGUUAUGUAGGCAGAGCAAAGGUUUAGGUACUUAAACUCCCCUAUGGCUUCCUUUGUUUGCUAUUCCAAGAAAACCUUUGUGAGAAAAGCCUCAAGAAGGCCUCCACGUCAUCAGCAUCCUAGUGUGUAAUAUUACCUUAUGUGUUUGUUGAGCAUAGGUUUACACAGCAUUAUGUGGUAGAACAGUGAUUAGAGAAAAUCUACGGAAGGAAAAAACCUGUAGAGAAAGCCUGCGGUGCUGAAAUAGCAGUGACUCGCUCUCUCUAUCUCUUCUCCCCCCCCCCCCCCCCCUCCCAUAUACUAAACACUUUUUUGGUUACUACAUGAUUCCAUAUGUGUUAUUUCAUAGUUUUGAUGUCUUCACUAUUAUUCUACAAUGUAGAAAAUAGUAAAAAUAAAGAAAAACCCUGCAAUGAUUAGGUGUGUCCAAACUUUUGACUGGUACUGUGUGUAUAUAUAUAUAUAUAUAUAUAUAUAUGGGUGGUUUAUAUUUAGGAUAAUAUUGUACAGCUUUUUCAUUCUAUUUUUGUGUUUUAAAAUCUUCUUAUUAGAUUUGGUUUUAAAUAUGUGACAAGGCCACACAGAGGGCCAGAGAUAAUUACAGAAACCUGUGAUAAUCUGAAGUACCCAAAAAGGCCUAUAGAUGUCAUCUGAUAAAAUUCCAUAUAUUCCUUUAACGUUACCAAAAUUCUGAUAGUUUAAUAAUAAUAAUAAUAAUAAUAUGCCAUUUAGCAGACGCUUUUAUCCAAAGCGACUUACAGUCAUGCGUGCAUACAUUUUUGUGUAUGGGUGGUCCCGGGGAUCGAACCCACUACCUUGGCGUUACAAGCGCCGUGCUCUACCAGCUGAGCUACAAGUUUACAGGUAAACUUUGAAAGUUUCCAGUAAUAUACCCUCCCUUUGCAACCCUACUCAUGUUGGUACUUUCAACAAGUCAUUAAACGUGAGGGCUGUCAGGUUAUGUCAUUCACACUGAAGCAUGUGGAGAAAGAGCCACUUUUCUACUGCUGGCUGUCUCUUUUGAAGGUAAUGUUUUUUGCAGGACGUUAGAUUAGAUUUACCAGUGAUGGUGAUUAGGCUUCAGGAGAUAGGAGUUUAGGCCUGUCACAGUCACACCACCGGCCCUUGUCCAUCUCCACAACAGUCAACAACAGAAGGCAGGCAGGAGGCACAAACAUCCCAAUUCAUGGCCUGUUUUUACCAUUCUGCUCUCCUGACUAAAUAUCUCCUGAUUUAUGUCUCCCCUUUAAAUAAUGUGUAUGGUUUUUUUAUGUGACAUACAUUUGAUGAUAAAGUGUAUAUUUACACAUUGUGAAAGUGAGUCACACAAAAAUAAAAACUUUAUUUUCGAUAGGUAAGGAACCCAGGACGACACUACUCAUCUUGUGGCUGAUAGACUAAUGAUUUUUUAAGUGCUGCUUCUUUUUGUACAGAAGUCUUCUCAGUUGUCGCAUGAGUUGUUUUGUGGUCUAUGGCAGUCAAAUAUCAGGCAUGCAGACAUGCGACAUUCCAGUGAAGAGACCUUUGUCGCACCAGCAUUGUCCUAUAGCCACUGGGACUAUGGCGGAACUUGCUGGGAACCAGUCAGACCAGCACUCUUGGGUGUGCAUUGUCAGACCCGCAGUGUCACAUUCAGGGACUUAACAUGGGCCUGUUUCCAAGGGAACAUAUAACUUAGGGUAUUUUCACAUAUAGUUAUAUUUUUAAAAAAUGAUCUCAGUCCUCUUUAAAGUGAACUCUCGGGUAAAAAAAAAGCAAAAUAACUCUGUUCUCUUUGCAUUCACACUGCCCUUGCCUUUGAAUGAGGACUCAACUCUUUUGCCAGUUCACUUCACCUAUUUUGUGGUCUGUCCUGUUUGCAUUCACAAUGCUAUGUUUAGAAAGGAACCAAGAUCUUUUUCCACCAUUCACUCAAUGCACUCUGGGUUUUUACAAAGUGCAGGACAAGCCAUUCCAUCAGAAUGUGUUAUCGGACAGCUAGAUAUACCUACUUCUAAUAGAUUGCAUUUAGUUAAAAGAUUACACAUAAUAAUUGUAAUCAGAAGAUACUAUUAACAUGUAAAUAUUAUUGGUAACAGAAUAAAUAGCAGAAGAAUAACUGCAGAUUAAAUAAUGCUGUAAUCGAAAAUUGUACACCCAAUGUAGGCUACUGCCCCUUUAAGAGCUAGAAUGAAUUUUGUACCCUAUGUUGCGAUUCUCAUGCUAUUCAAACACUACAAUCGAAUAAACAGCUUAUGAAGCUCUCUUAGCCUAUAGAUCACAUAUUGCAAACAAAUAAUCUGAACUAAAAACUCCACACGUGUUUUGGAAUUUCUGUGCAUCCUUGACAAUCGCUAAUCAAUAGGCCUAACCAAAAACAGCACACGUUUUUUUCUGCGAACAUGCACAUCAUCAUCUUCUCUCUAUUGUGGCUCCAAUGUGAGAGGGUUUAUGGCAGGGGAAACGGUGUUGCAAUAGUCUAGUGUGUGGUGCGGGAAUAAUGACAAGCAAACCUGGGGAGCUUUUAUGUUCACGUUUCCCUAAAAAAGGGAACCGGACUGCGGAAUUCAAGCGAACCGAAGUCAGACCACCUCUCGAGAUGGUCUCAGUUCAGUUCGCUUCAGGGGCUCUUUUGAGGGGUCUGAGUUCCUUUGGUGUGUUCACACUGCACAAAAAAUUAAGCGAACUGAGUUCAGAAAAAAUUGGUUGAAAGGGACCAAGUGUGAAAACACCCUUAACUUCAAGUAGCUGGGCUUUUAAAGAGUAUUUGGUCAGAAAAUACAUUAAAUAUACUACAUAUUGAAUGUCAAUGAUUAUAUACUUAUACUUUGACAGUAAGGACCAUCGGGUUCUUGGUCACCUCCCUGACCAAGGCCCUUCUCCCCCGAUUGCUGAGUUUGGCCGGGCGGCCAGCUUUAGGAAGAGUGGUUCCAAACUUCUUCCAUUUAAGAAUGAUAGAGUCCACUGUGUUCUUGGGGACGUUCAAUGCUGCAGAAAUUUUUUGGUACCCUUCCACAGAUCGGUGCCUCGACACAAUCCUGUCUCGGAGUUAUACGGACAAUUCCUUCGGUUUGGUUUUUGCUCUGACAUGCACUGUCAACUGUUGGACCUUAUAUAGACAGGUGUGUGCCUUUCCAAAUCAUGUCCAAUAAAUUGAAUUUACCACAGAUGGACUCAAAGUUGUAGAAACAUCUCAAGGAUGAUCAAUGGAAACAGGAUGCACCUGAGCUCAAUUUCGAGUCUCAUAGCAAAGGGUCUGAAUACUUAUGUAAUUAAGGUAUUUCUGUUUUUUAUUUUUAAUACAUUUGCAAAAAUUUCGAAAAACCAGUUUUCAUUUUGUCAUUAUGGGGUAUUAUGUGUAGAUUGCUGAGAAAAAAAAUAAUUGAAUCCAUUUUAGAAUAAGGCUGUAAUGUAAUAAAAUGUGGAAAAAGUCAAGGGGUCUGAAUACUGAAUACCAUUUUUUGGGACGCAAUGCGCGUCAUGGGAAAAACCAUUAAAAAACCAUUAAAAUAAAAACAGAAAUAUUUACUACACAACAAACAUAAUAGGAUAAAAACAAAAGAAUAGCAAUAAAACUCAAAGACUCAAAAACACCUUAAGGUGUGACUUGUUAAGCAAAUCUUUUCUCUCCAACUUAUUUAGGCAUGCCAUAUCAAAGGGGUUGAAUACUUAUUGACUCAAGACAUUUUACAUUAUGGGGUAUUGUGUGUAGGCCAUUGACAAAAACAAUUAUUUUAAAAUCAGGCUGUAACACAACAAAAGGUGGAAAAAGUCAAUCGGCAUGAAUACUUUCUGAAGGCACUGUGUACUUGAGCUCCUCUUUUCACGACGUGCAAAGGAAUCUUUUUUGUUGAGUUAUCUGAUUUGCAUUUUGAGAAGGCAACAAUAGCUGCUAAAAAUAGAGCUGAAUAUUUCUGUGCUGUCUUUUUUUUCCCCUUCCUAGAACCAAAGACAGCAUGUACCAUGCGCUCACAUACGCCACCAUACUGGAGAUGCAGGCCAUGAUGACCUUUGACCCGGAGCACAUCCUGGCAGCUGGCAACACCAUGAAGGAGGCUCAGGCAGUGUGUCAGCGGUAAGGCUCAUUUGUAAAGGGUCCACAUUCUAAGAGCAGGAAAAUGUCUCAGCACACACUUCCAGUUAGAUGCACAUUUCUGUAAUUGUGGAUGAGCUUUCUUCAGUCUACCUUCAUCAGAGCAUGUCUCCACAAACAAUAGUGGGACAGAUAAGGCCACACAGUGAGCCAGAGGUAAUUACAGACACCUGUGGUAAUCUAAAGUACCCAAAAGGGCCACUAGAUGUCAUAAUAGCAGAUAGAAAUACAGUACAAAUACUAGAUAGAACAGAACAUAUUAUAGAUGUAUUUCUACUAGAACAAAAUGCAUGUACAAAUAAAACAUUUGGUGUUAGUAUAAGGAACCCAUACUCUCAAAAAGUGAGCAAUACAGCCGAAAAGGGGCAACAAAAAAAUGGGUCCACAUAAACAUUAUUUUUAUUUAAUGAAUUCAAAAACAAAAGUUUAGACUCAGUGGUAAGGCUCCCUUAUCAUAUCUAUUCAAUCAUGAAGAGAGGAAUCACAUGCUCUGAUCAGGUGUAACCACUUUGUGAAUUGCGUAACACGUGUUUAUAACCAAAUAAGUCACAUUUAACUCUCAUAUUAUGAACAACAACAAUAUACAGAGGAAAUCCAUUUGGCUCUGGAUAAACCCGGCCAUUCCAGUGGGGAAAGCCUCUGGCUAUUUUGGGAGAUGUCCAUCCUGGUCUGUGGUGGCUGGUGAGCUCCAUGUUCUGUGAGAUAAUCACAGAGCAGAUAUCACCCAGGUCCUAUCAGAUCUUGCUGGCUGGGGGAGUUUGAGUGGCCUGUAACAGUGAGCUCUGGAGUUGUGAAAAUGUCCUGUACGGACACACCUUUCCAAAGGGUGGGACACACACACAAACUCCCGGACUGGGCCUGCCACACCUUCUGAGACCCUGAGGGGGCAGGGGAACCCCAUGACACAACCAGCUGUCUGGCUACGAGGCCCAGGACCCUGUGUUCAUCUGGGAGACGCUCUACAUUUUAUCAACAUAAGCUAUGGAAUGUGGCUGGGCCACACUGAUUUGCAUGAAUUGUAGAUAUUAAACCUCCUGUAAAAGUUGUACUUGCAUAGAUGUUUUCCCAUAGAUCACUAAUCGACAGUGGUUACAGUAAACCACUCAUUAUAUGUGUGUAUCUACCUUAAUCCAUAUUAUUCAUCUAAUUCAGAUACUGAAACCUGAUUUUUGUUAGAAAUACCUGUCAAUGUCUCUCUGAAUGUGGUUACUACAUGUCACCGUUUUUCAAUAUCCAAGCACAGGAAUGUGUUGAAUUCCCAGAUUCUUAGCUCACACAUCCACAGACUGGUGUUGAGUUGUUGUGAACCAACUCUGCUAUGUCUGUCUCAUCAAACACUGUAAUGUGGCAUGUUGGAUUUGGUGUGUAAUGAAAAUAAAGUGAAUUCUCUCCCAGGUUCCGCAAGAAGUCAACCUUUAGCAACAGAAACUCCACAGAAGGUUAGUAUGGUUGGAACAUACUUAUUACUUCAGUACAUUCCACUUAGACAUAGACAUAUUGUUUUACCACAGGCCUCUUAUCUUAUCACUCUUAUCACUAGUGUAAAUGUAACAAUGUUUUUUAUAGUUGUGUAUUCCUAAGUAAAUUAAACACAGCUACUGUGAAACUGGAGAAUAUACUCUGUUUUGAGAGAUUUUAAUUUAUUACACCUUUACUUCAAGCCAUCAUGGUUGUUCACUAGUUGAGAAUACAGUUUAAAAUGUGUUUCUUGUCUGUGGGUUUAUUGUGCAGCCCCCUGCUGAUGUAGUGGUUUCAGGAUGUCAGAUGAUAAUAAGUGUGCUGUCAUUUUCACCUCAGAGGAACUCCAUGCUGAAGUGUGCUAUGCAGAAUGUCUCCUGCAGAGGGCAGCACUCACCUUCCUUCAGGUAACCCACUUCUACCGCAACAUCAGCAACACACACCCACUGACACUCACUAUCUCGCUGAAGCGAAGCACUGAUACAGAUUAAAAAAGUUAAUUGUGCAUUUAUGAUAUUGUUCUUUGUAUCCUUAAACAUUUUCUUUCCCCCUGUUUUUGUAGGAUGAAAACAUGAUCAGUUUCAUCAAGGGAGGAAUUAAAGUGAGGAAUAGCUACCAGACAUAUAAGUAAGUACUCUUGAUGUAGUGCAUGGCCCUUAUAGUGCAUUCCCCUUAUGUCUCAACUCAUUCUAUAGUAAAGAAUGUAUAUCUGUAUUUCAGAGAGCUUCAUACGGUCCUCCAGUCCUCUAGCUACGUCCAUGGUGACAAUCAUGGGCAUUUUGAAGGCGGGGUCAAGCUUGGAGUGGGAGCCUUCAACCUGGUGAGGGAAAUGCUUCAUGUCAACAAUGUUUGUGGUCCAGUUUGCUGGGCUGGUAGACUGUAAAGAAGGACCCUUUGGGGUGUUAUGGUUAUAGCUACUCUGUGUAACUCAAAGCAUGGUCCUGAUUGGUACAAUAUGUAAUUGUAUCUGGCUCAUCUUCUCACUCUGUGUUCUUGGGUUGUGUACAGAUGAUCUCCAUGCUGCCCACUCGUACCCUCAAGUUGCUGGAGUUUGUGGGUUUCUCUGGAAAUAAGGUAGGUUUCCUACUGUUAGCCAGGUGGCCCUGAGAUUACGUGUGAGAUGCUGGGCUAAGCUAAGCCCCCUGUGUCCUGUGUUGUGUGUGUCUGUAGGAGUUUGGCUUGCAGCAGCUGAUGGAGGGCUCAGCAGGGCAGACGUUCAGGUCCUUCCUAUGUAAUAUGCUGCUGCUGUGCUACCACACCUUUAUGAGCUUCAUCCUGGGUGAGAGAAAGACUGAUGUUACCACACAUCAAAUGUUACCACACUGACCUUUUCAACUGCCAAAACAAGCUCUAUGCUGUAGCCUAGCCACAUUCUGGUUGGUGUUCACCUCUCCGGGAAAAAGGAAAACCCUGGUCAUAUCUUGCACGAAUGUCCUAAACUAACAUUAAAUAACACCUCCUUACGGCUUGCAGGCACUGGGGAAGCGGAUGUGGAGGAUGCAGAGAAACUCCUUCAGCCUUAUCUCAAACAGUAUCCUAAGGUCAGUGAGGACAUUGUAGCAUGUACACUGAGUAUACACCUGCUCUUUCCAUGAUGUAGACUGACCAGGUGAAUCCAUCUUAUUGAUGUCACUUGUUAAAUCCACUUAAAUUAGUGUAGAUGAAGGGGAGGAGACAGGUUAAAGAAGGAUUGUUAAGCCUUGAGACAAUUGAGACAUGGAUUGUGCCAUUCAGAGGGUGAAUGGGAAAAACAAAAGAUUUAAGUGCUUUUGAAUGGGGUAUGGUCGUAGGUGCCAGGCACACCGGUUUGUGUCAAGAACUGCAACACUGCUAGGUUUUUCACACUCAACAGUUUCCUGUGUGUAUCAACAAUGUUCCUAAUGUUUGGUAUACUCAGUGUACAGUUAAAUCAUAUUCCAUUUGUAUUGACUUUGUGAAACUACUGUGAAUUAUUUAGUGCAUAGGCUUGUACACACACUCAUUCCCAUCAAAACAGUUCAUAGUGUGUUGUUUUUAGGGAUCCAUCUUUUUGUUCUUCGCUGGUCGGAUUGAGGUUAUCAAAGGACACCUGGAUGCUGUGAGUGUGCAUCAAUGAUUCUGACUACUACCAAAAUGAUUGUGUUUAGACUACAAAUCUGGCCAGCUGUCACAUGUAUUCAUAUGUGUGUGUUUGUAACAGGCUAUAGAGCGCUUUGAGGAGUGCUGUGAAGCUCAGCAGCAGUGGAAUCAGUUCCAUCACAUGUGCUACUGGGAGCUGAUGUGGUGUUUCACAUACAAGAGACAUUGGAAGAUGGCCUACUUCUACGCUGAUCUGCUCAGCAAAGAGAAUGCAUGGUCCAAGGUGGGACAUUCUGCAGUAAUUGUAUUUAUGCAUAUCAGUUCUAUAUAGUGCAGUAUGAAGGACAUCUGUUUCAGUACACUAAUGGUUGCAUUAUCUCGCUGGCAAAUGCGACAGUCUUAACAGAAUAUAGAUUUGUUUGUUUAACAGCUUUUAAUGUAUUCCACUUAGUCUCUAGAGGGACAAAUCUAUGUUGAUGCUUACAGAGUUACAGUAGUAACACAUGCACAUUUCCCUCCAGGCAACAUAUGCGUAUAUGAAAGGUGCCUACCUCAGCAUGCUGACCAGGGAGGAAUGCCAACCAUUCAGGGAGAGCGAGGUAGCGCUAUUCAGGUAGGUCACUGCAACAAACAAACCCCUGUGUCACCAAACUGUUGGAAAAGAUUGUUUGACCAAAGACCAUGCUAUUUCUCUGUAAACAAAUGAACAACAGACUUUCAGCAUGCUUAUAGAGAAGGGCGCUCAACAUGUACUGCACUGACACAAAUGACUAAUGAUUGGUUGAAAGAAAUGUAUAAUAAGAAGAUUGUGGGAGCUGUACUGUUAGAUUUCAGUGUUGCCUUUGAUAUUAUUGACCAUAACCUUUUGUUGAAAAAUAUUUAUGUGUUAUGGCUUUUCAACCGCUGCCAUAUCGUGGAUUCAGAGCUAUCUGUCAAAUAGAACUCAGAGGGUUUUCUUUAAUGGGAGCUUCUCUAAUGUCAAACAUGUAAAGUGUGGUGUACUGCAGUGCAGCUCUCUAGGCCCUCUACUCUUUUCUAUUUUUACCAAUGACCUGCCUCUGGCAUUAAAUGAAGCAUGUGUGUCCAUGUACAGAGCAUUCGGAAAGUAUUCAGACCCCUUGACUUUUUCCAAAUUUUGUUAUGUUACAGCCUUAUUCUAAAAUUGAUUACAUAAUUUUUUCUCCUCAUCAAUCUACACACAAUACCCCAUGAUGACAAAGCAAAAACAGUUUUUUUUAUAAAUGUUGCAAAAAAACAGAAAUACCUUAUUUACAUAAGUAAAUUGAUUGGACAUGAUUUGGAAAGGCACACCCCUGUCCCGAGACCCUUUGCUAUGAGACUCAAAAUUGAGCUCAGGUGCAUCCUGUUCCCAUUGAUCAUCCUUGAGAUGUUUCUACAACUUAGCCUGUGGUAUAUUCAAUUGACUGGACAUGAUUUGGAAAGGCACACACCUGUCUAUAUAUGUCCCACAGUUGACAGUGCAUGUCAGAGCAAAAAUCAAGCCUUGGGGUCGAAGGAAUUGUGCUUUGAGCUCCGAGACAGGAUUGGGUCGAGGCACAGAUCUGGGGAAGCGUACCAAAACAUCUCUGCAGCAUUGAAGGUCCCCAAGAACACAGUGGCCUCCAUCAUUCUUAAAUGGAAGAAGUUAGGCGCCACCAAGACUAUUCCUAGAGCUGGCCGCCCGGCCAAACUGAGCAAUCGGGGAGAAGGGCCUUGGUCAGGGAGGUGACCAAGAACCCGAUGGUCACUCUGACAGAGCUCCAGAGUUCCUCUGUGGAGAUGGGAGAACCUUCCAGAAGGAAAACCAUCUCUGCAGCACUCCACCAAUCAGGCCUUUAUGGUGGAGUGGCCAGACGGAAGCCACUCCUCAGUAAAAGGCACAUGACAGCCCGCUUGGAGUUUUCUAAAAGGCACCUAAAGGACUCUCAGACCAUGGGAAACAAGAUUAUCUGGUCUGAUGAAACGAAGAUUGAACUCUUUGGCCAGAAUGCCAAGCGUCACGUCUGGAGGAAACCUGGCACCAUCCCUACGGUGAAGCAUGGUGGUGGCAGCAUCAUGCUGUGGGGAUGUUUUUCAGUGGCAGGGACUGGGAGACUAGUUAGGAUCGAGGGAAAGAUGAACGGAGCAAAGUACAUAGAGAUCCUUGAUGAAAACCUGUCCAGAGCACUCAGGACCUCAGACUGGGGAGAAGGUUCACCUUCCAACAGGACAACGACCCUAAGCACACAGCCAAGACAAUGCAGGAUUGGCUUCGGGACAAGUCUCUGAAUGUCCUUGAGUGGCCCAGCCAGAGCCCAGACUUGACCCGAUCAAACAUCUCUGGAGAGACCUGAAAAUAGCUGUGCAGCGCUCCCCAUCCAACCAGACAGAGCUUGAGAGGAUCUGCAGAGAAGAAUGGGAGAAACUCCCCAAAUACAGCUGUGCCAAGCUUGUAGCUUCAUACCCAAGAAGACUCGAGGCUGUAAUCGCUGCCACAGGUGCUUCAACAAAGUACUGAGUAAAGGGUCUGAAUACUUAUGGAAAUGUGAUAUUUCAGGGGGGUUUUUGUUAGUGUUUUUGCCAAAAAAUAAAUAAAAAGUGUAUUUGCUUUGUCAUUAUGGGAUAUUGUGUGUAGAUUGAUGAGGGCAAAAAAAACAAUUUUAUCAAUUUUAGAAUAAGGCUGUAACAAAAUGUGGAAAAAGUCAAGGGGUCUGAAUACUUUCUGAAUGCACUGUAUGCUGAUGAUUCAACCAUAUACGCAUCAGCAGCCACAGCUAAUGAAGUCACUGAAAACCUUAACAAAGAGUUGCAGUCCGUUUUGGAAUGGGUGGCCAGUAAUAAACUGGUCCUGAACAUUUGUAAAACUUAUAGCAUUGUAUUUGGUACAAAUCAUUCCCUAAGUUCUAGACCUCAGCUGAGUCUGGUAACGAAUGGUGUUGCUGUUGAACAAGUUGAGGAGACUAAAUUACUUGGUGUUGCCUUAUUGUAAACUGUCAUGGUCAAAACAUAUAGAUUCAGUGGUUGUAAAGAUGGGGAGAGGUCUGUCCGUAAUAAAGAAAUGCUCUGCUUUUUUCACUCCACAAAGCAAGUCCUGCAGGCACUAGUUUUAUCUUAUCUUGAUUAUUGUCCAGUCAUAUGGUCAAGUGAUGCAAAGAAAGACCUAGUUAAGCUGCAGCUGGCCCAGAACAGAGCGGUACAUCUUGCUCUUCAUUGUAAUCAGAGGACUAAUGUAAAUACUAUGCAUGCCAGUCUCUCUUGGCUAGGAGUUGAGGAAAGACUGACUGCGUCACUUCUUGUUUUUAUAAGAAACAAAAAGAUUUGUUGGAAAUUCCUAAUUGUUUGCACACAGACACAGCGCUGACACACACACUUACCCCACCAGACAUGCCACCAGGGGUCUUUUCACAGUCCCCAGGUCCAGAACAAAUUCAAGGAAACGUACAGUAUUAUACAGAGCCAUGAGUACAUGGCUCUGUAUUCCAUCUUACAGUUGAAGUUGGAAGUUUACAUACACCUUAGCCAAAUACAUUUAAACUCAGUUUUUCACAUUUCCUGACAUUUAAUCCUAGUAGCCUUCAAACGUUUCGGGUAGCCUUCCACAAGCUUCCCACAAUAAGUUGGGUGAAUUUUGGCCCAUUCCACAUGACAGAGCUGGUGUAACUGAGCAAGUUUUGUAGGCCUCCUUGCUCGCACACGCUUUUUCAGUUCUGCCCACACAUUUUCUAUAGGAUUGAGGUCGGGGCUUUGUGAUGGCCACUCCAAUACCUUGACUUUGUUGUCCUUAAGCCAUUUUGGCACAACUUUGGAAGUAUGCUUGGGGUCAUUGUCCAUUUGGAAGACCCAUUUGCGACCAAGCUUUAACUUCCUGACUGAUGUCUUGAGAUGUUGCUUCAAUAUAUCCACAUAAUUUUCCUUCCUCAUGACGCCAUCUAUUUUGUGAAGUGCACCAGACCCUCCUGCAGCAAAGCACCCCAACAGCAUGAUGCUGCCACCCCCAUGCUUCACGGUUGGGAUGGUGUUCUUCGGCUUGCAAGCAUCCCCCUUUUUCCUCCAAACAUAACGAUGGUCAUUAUGGCCAAACAGUUCUAUUUUUGUUUCAUCAGACCAGAGGACAUUUCUCCAAAAAGUACGAUCUUUGUCCCCAUGUGCAGUUGCAAACCAUAGUCUGGCUUUUCUAUGGCGGUUUUGAAGCAGGGGCUUCUUCCUUGCUGAGCGGCCUUUCCGGUUAUGUCGAAAUAGGACUCAUUUUACUGUGGAUAUAGAUACUUUUGUACCUGUUUCCUCCAGCAUCUUCACAAGGUCCUUUGCUGUUGUUCUGGGAUUGAUUUGCACUUUUCACACCAUCUCUAGGAUACAGAACGCGUCUCCUUCCUGAGCGGUAUGGCGGCUGCGUGGUCCCAUGGUGUUUAUAUUUGCUUACUAUUGUUUGUACAGAUGAACGUGGUACCUUCAGACGUUUGGAAAUUGCUCCCAAUGAUGAACCAGACUUGUGGAGGUCUACAAAUGUUUUUCUGAAUUCUUGGCUGAUUUCUUUUCAUUUUCCCAUGAUGUCAAGCAAAGAGGCACUGAGUUUGAAGGUAGGCCUUGAAAUACAUCCACAGGUACACCUCCAAUUGACUCAAAUGAUGUCAAUUAGCCUAUCAGAAGCUUCUAAAGACAUGACAUCAUUUUCUGGAAUUUUCCAAGCUGUUUAAAGGCACAGUCAGCUUAGUGUAUGUAAACUUCUGACCCACUGGAAUUGUGAUACAGUGAAUUAUAAGUUAAAUAAUCUGUCUGUAAACAAUUGUUGGAAAAAUUACUUGUGUCAUGCACAAAGUAGAUGUCCUAACCGACUUGCCAAAAUUAUUGUUUGUCAACAAGACAUUUGUGGAGUGGUUGAAAAACUAGUUUUAAUGACUCCAACCUAAGUGUAUGUAAACUUCCGACUUCAACUGAAUAUAGCGCAAGUGAAGAGCAAAUCUGGUUUCAAAAAAAUUAAUAAAGCAACACCUCAUGGCACAACGUCUCUCCCCCAUGUGACCUACUUGUGUAGGUAUGUAGUGUGUAUGUAGUGACAUGUAUGUGUAACUGAAAGAUGCACACACACACACACUACAUGUUCAUGUUUUUAAAUGUAUGUAAAUUGUAACGUUUUUUGUCUGUAAUGCCUUUUUUCGUUAUGUCAGAUCCCAGUAAGACUAGCUGUCGCCAUUGUUAAUGGGGAUCCUAAUAAAUAAUAAUACAUUUAAAAAAACAUAAUGCUUUGUACUCUAUUCAUUUAUUUUUACCCAGACAUUUGAGAUAAUCAAGUUAUUCUAUCCAAAUGAAUCUAUAUCUUAUAUGUAUCUAUUGUCUAUCCAUUCCAGGCAGGUACAUGGGCUUAAGCAGAAAAUUGCUGGAAAGUCUUUGCCAACUGAGAAGUUUGCCAUCCGAAAAGCCCGUCGCUACCUGACUGAGAACCCCGUAACACUACCUGCACCUCCUCUGGUCAGUACAAGUCUCCAAAUCCCAACCCUAGGUGACUCUUUUGGCAUAGAAGAACUGAGUCACUGCCAAUGUCACUACCUUAUCCGCUUAAAUAAAAUCCAAAAUGUAGCUAGCAAGGUUAUUGUUAAUGAGUGCAUUUCGCAAGUGGGUAGUUUGCAUCAACUACCUUCACUAAAACAACUGGAAUGGUUUUGCCUGCAAACUUUGGUUUCAAAUCGCAACGUUCUGGCAUGUCUGCCUCGUGAUUUGUUGGGAAAGUUGUCUGUCUGAAGAGGACCCAUCACAGAAUUUAUUUUCUCCAUUAUCGAAGUUGCCAAAAGAAUCCGUCAUUGAAACCAGACCCUAGUCACUGUUGCCUAGGGUCGGGUUUUCAAGACUAGGUCAGUACUGCGUGGUCUGACCACAUGCUCACUAUUAAAGUGUAACUGUGACACCCUGUGGCCUUGUCUGUCCUCUGCAGGAGAUGAUGUACAUCUGGAACGGCUACACAGUCAUCGGGAAACACAAAGACCUGACAGAGGGCAUGCUGAAAACACUGGAUGAGGCACAGGCAAAACUCAAAAGUAGGCCAAGUAAGUAACACAAACUCAUGUCCCCCUGGAGAGUUGAUAUUGCCUCUACACAUUCAUUUAGGAACAUCAUUAAUGCUUGGAGUCUAGUGUGUGAGAGUGAUGGGGCCUGAGUGUUGUAUGUUGUGUUCCUCAGGGACCGAGUUCACCAUAGACGACCAGUGUCUGGUGAGCCUGCUUAGAGGUCUCUGUCUGAAGCACCUGGGACACCAGGAGGAGGCUGAGCACUACUUCACCCACGUCCUCUGCAAGUGAGCUCAACACACACCAAUAUUCAGCACACACUCACAUUUUCACAAUAUGACAGUAGAAGAUACCUACUCGAUUACUAUUCCUUACAAGUUUAGCAAAUACCUCCUUUCUUGUUUAAAUCCUGAUCUCUGCUGUAUUUUUACUCUUGUCAGUGAAACACAGAUCAAGUUUGAUCACUACUUGGUUCCCAAUGCACUGCUGGAGCACGGGCUGCUAUGUCUGGAACAAGGGAGGAAGGAGGAGGGAAUCAAACUACUGGAGACAGCCAAGUGAGUGUCUUGGUUCUUACACAACAUAAUUAUCUCUACCCAUCCCAAUACAGUAGUUCAUUGGAAUUCUUAAACAUGACUUAUUUGCAAUAAUUCUAUAAGAAAAGACAGUUAAAUCAUCUGGUCAAUCUUUUUAAUUGUUCUGCUCUUUCCCCAAUAUUUACAGGCAAAAUUACAAAAACUACUCCAUGGAAUCACGGACACAUUUCAGAAUCCAGGCUGCUUUGCACAAGGCCAAGGCCACAGGCGAGAAUGGAAUUCACACCAUGCCCUCCAGCCCGUAGCUGGUGUGGGCAAAACAGGGCCAAAGUCCAGCCAUCCCAAAGUGCACAGCCCAAUGCAGCAGGGAUGAGGCAGAGUACCAAACCACCCACUACCAGCAACAAGUGCUUGACUUGCCAGCCAUCGAGCUUUCAGAAAGACACACAACACUACACAAGCAUUCUGUACACUAAACAGUCAAAAGCAUACAGACACUAGUAUUUACUCAGACAAAGAAAUUCUACGCAAUAUAUAGAAAAUACCUCACUGAUGGAUGGAGAUGUACAGGGUCACAUCCGUCUAUUGCAAAAACCUAUUAGUUACCAAUGCCUGAAUAUUCUCCCUCUAGUAUAAAUACAUACAUUCACUGACAAACGGGUAUUUUCACACCUGUCACAAGGGUUUCUGCAACAUAUAGUAUUUGAGUGGUUAACGGUAUUCUCCUUCCUGGGUUUUUCCCUCUGCUCGGAGCUAAUGACUAAAAUCACUGUGGCCAAUCUUGGACAAUGUCUGUCUUGGGUUGACCAUGUUAUAUGGCAGAUAACCUCCUGCCCUAAUGCCUUGAUCUCUGUGAUUAUUCUACUGGAUUUAUUCUUAUUUCUUCAUUUUCACCCUCCUUUCCCGACUCUGAACAGCUCAAUGGAAGUUUUGGCACAUUGGAAAAUAGUGCCCACUGACUGCACAAAGUUAAAUCAUCCAGCCAUGCAAACUCACAUUGCAGGAAUA
This is a messenger RNA of Coregonus sp. 'balchen', 23977 nucleotides long. The record is from the annotation of a GenBank genome assembly. NCBI's taxonomy places the organism in Eukaryota, Metazoa, Chordata, Actinopteri, Salmoniformes, Salmonidae.